This is a messenger RNA of Hippopotamus amphibius kiboko, 1425 nucleotides long. RefSeq names its product TNF superfamily member 13b (gene TNFSF13B). Gene Ontology annotation, biological process: immune response. The coding region runs from base 1 to 852 and encodes 283 amino acids. Lineage: Eukaryota; Metazoa; Chordata; Mammalia; Artiodactyla; Hippopotamidae. Gene Ontology annotation, molecular function: receptor ligand activity; tumor necrosis factor receptor binding. Gene Ontology annotation, cellular component: membrane. The record is from RefSeq and is a predicted model, not a curated record. The transcript has 6 exons.
AUGGAUGACUCCACAGGGGAGCAGUCACGCCUUUCUUGCCUCAAGACCAGAGAAGAAAUGAAACUGAAGGAGACAGUCUCCAUCCUCCCCCAGAAGGAAAGCCCCUCCGUCCGCUUCUCCAAAGAUGGAAAGCUGCUGGCCGUGACCCUGCUGCUGGCCCUGCUGUCCUGCUGCCUCACGGUGCUGUCUUUCUGCCGGGUGGCCUCCCUGCAAGCGGAGCUGGGGAGCCUCCGGGCAGAACUGCGGGGGCUGCCAGGCGCCCCCCAGGCGGGAGCCGCAGCCCCCAGGGCCGCCCUGCGGGAGGCUCCAGCGGCCACCCCCGCCCUGAAAGGUAUCCUUGCACCACCAGCUCCAGGAGAAAGCAACUCCAGCCAGAGCAGCAGGAGUAAGCGUGGCCUGCAGGAUGUAGAAGAAACAGUCACUCAAGACUGCUUGCAAUUGAUUGCAGACAGUGACACACCUACUAUACGAAAAGGAGCUUACACGUUUGUUCCCUGGCUUCUCAGCUUUAAAAGAGGAAGAGCCCUAGAAGAAAAAGAGAAUAAAAUAUUGGUCAAAGAAACGGGUUACUUCUUUAUAUAUGGUCAGGUUUUAUACACCGAUAAGACCUUUGCCAUGGGACACCUAAUACAGAGGAAAAAAGUCCAUGUCUUUGGGGACGAGUUGAGUCUGGUGACUUUGUUCCGAUGUAUUCAAAAUAUGCCUGAAACACUACCCAAUAAUUCCUGUUAUUCAGCCGGCAUUGCAAAGCUGGAGGAAGGAGACGAACUCCAAUUGGCAAUACCACGCGAAGAUGCUAAAAUUUCCCGGGAUGGGGACGCCACAUUUUUUGGUGCACUGAAACUUCUGUGACCUACUUACACUUUGUGUGUGGCUAUUUUCCUCCCUUUCUCUGUACCUCUAAAGUUGAGACACUUAACUGGAAAUACCAAAAGGACAAAAAAAAAGUAGUUACCAUAACCUUUUCUGGGAGCUAUUUGUUUUGGUUUGCUGAAACUAGACCAAAACAGGAAAUUUAACAGACAACCACAGCCAGAGGGUGUCAUAUGAAUUACAAGAACUAGAGCCCAUUUAAGGAAAAAUAGAAUUAGAAAGACUUCUCACUAUAAUGCCAUGUUGAACAACUUAGUCAUAGUUGCUUGCCUUGGAAGAAACACAAGAUUCAAAGGGGCAGUCAUCGUUUCUUCAGAAAUGGUAUUUCACUGUUUGGUAUAGAACAGUGCCCAUGCCUGUAGGAGAUUAGGGCAUUUGGGAGAAAUCUCAGGAUUUAUCCUCUAUUUUUAUGUUAAAUACCCUUUCCCCUUUUCCAGUUAAUAUUGUGGAAAUGGGGGAAAAAAAGGGUAGAAAUCUUGCAUUCCAUACAUGAAAAAGUAACUAAAAGCUUGAAUUUAAAUAUCACAUUAGAUAAUCAGACUCAAAAUAGGA